Messenger RNA from Ceratitis capitata (Mediterranean fruit fly), 1516 nucleotides. RefSeq names its product saccharopine dehydrogenase-like oxidoreductase. Gene Ontology annotation, cellular component: plasma membrane; mitochondrion; lipid droplet. NCBI's taxonomy places the organism in Eukaryota, Metazoa, Arthropoda, Insecta, Diptera, Tephritidae. The transcript is spliced from 8 exons. The record is from RefSeq and is a predicted model, not a curated record. Bases 139 to 1488 code for a protein of 449 amino acids. Gene Ontology annotation, biological process: glycolipid biosynthetic process.
UGUCAUAUGUCUUGAUUUGUGUACAUUCAUAAUAUUGAAUUUCGGAAAUUUUCAAACUUCGUUUAUAAAUUUACAUAUGUACAUAGUAGUGAAAUCUUGAAAGAUCUAAAGAUCACUGUAAAUCAAAUUUAGUGUGCUAUGGAUUCCCAACUAGAAGUGAAUUUCGCAAUAAACCCAAGUAAACACAAUACCGGACGGAAUAAUAACCGUUGGAAAGAUAUUAUUCGAAUGAAACGACUUGAUAUCAUAAUCUUUGGAGCAACAGGCUGUGCGGGGCGUUUUACAGUCAUGGAAGCAGUAAGAGUUCUAAGAUCUUUUUCGUGGGGUAUUGCGGGACGAAAUAAACAAAAAAUGAAUGAAUUAUUACAAGAUGUUGGAUUUCGAUCAAGAAAAAACCUUUCAAAAACUCCUAUAAUUACGGCAAACUUACGACAUAAAAGAUCACUCUACAGUUUAGCCAAAAAAUGCAAAGUAUUAGUCAAUUGUGCUGGGCCGUAUGAAACUUAUGGAGAAAAUGUUGUCAAAGCUUGCAUUUUAGCGAAAACUCAUUACGUGGAUUUCUGUACAGAAUCGCAUUUCAUGGAUAUUAUUCACUACAAAUUCGAUGAAUUAGCGAAAAAGAAAGGCGUUUACAUUGUGAUGGGUUGCGGACUACAAAGUAUGCCUGCGGAAGUCGGAAUUAACUAUAUAAAAAAUAAUUUUAACGGUACCAUUAAUAGCAUUGACGCUUACGUUGAAUUUUGGACGAGUAAUCCCUGGUUACUUGGACCGAUAGCAAAUAGUAACGUUUGGGCGAGUUUAAUUCUUGCAAAACGAAAUAUGAGAAGAUUUCGAAGGAGGUUACUACCGAAAAUGGAUCCGAUAGCUCCACGCAGGUCCAUACUAAGUGAGUCAGAUGUUAUUAUUGGAUUUUGUGUUCCUGCGCCUACCGUUGAUCAAGACAUUGUGGACCGAAGUCAAUUGUUUUACUGGGAGGAAAAAAAUCAAAGACCCAUACAGUUCAACAGUUACUUUGUGUUUUCAAACCCUGUCAUCGCUUUAUUGCUAUUGAGCUGGUACUUUAUCAUAUUAAUACUUACACAACUUACUUGUACUCGUCGCCUACUAUUAAAAUGUCCUAGUAUCUUUUCCUUCGGUAUCUUUACUUCUACUGGCCCCUCUGAGGAGAAUGUGGACGACACCUUUUUUCAAAUGACUUUCAAGGCAGAAGGUUGGGAUAAAAGCGUAAAAUCUACUCAGCACAUUUUCCCACAUCCUCCCAAUAAAGUUGUAAUCGGCAGAGUAAGCGGUGCAUGCCCAUUUUACGGAGUAGCGUGUAUUUGCCUGCUGGUGGCCGCUGUUACUAUAUGUAAUGAGAGAUCCAAACUUCCACAUCGGGGAGGAGUAUAUACGCCAGGAGCAGCGUUUGGAGAUACUAAAAUUAUAAAUGAGCUAAAAAAAUAUGAACAUGGAUUAUCAUUCGAAAUAAUUAGCACAGACGAAAUGUAAUAAAAACUAUAUCAUUUACUAAAAGUAA